Molecule: messenger RNA, 1506 nt
Organism: Haliotis rufescens (red abalone)
Lineage: Eukaryota; Metazoa; Mollusca; Gastropoda; Lepetellida; Haliotidae
Product: vegetative cell wall protein gp1-like
Exons: 1
Coding region: 1-1506 (501 amino acids)
Source: RefSeq, a predicted model, not a curated record
AUGAACGCAAGACCUAACACGGACCAUCUUCACCAAGAUAUGAACACCCUCACCCACACCACCGUCCAACCCAAACCAGACACACCCGGCCCGACCCACGUCACACCCUCACCCACACCACAACCAAACCCCCAGCAGACACACCCCGCCCCCUCCACCCACGUCUCACCCUCUCCCACACCACCACCCAACCCCAAGCAGAUACACCCCGCCCCUCCACGCCCCACCGUCACCCACACCACCACCCCACCCCACCAGACACACCCCGCCCCCUCCAUCCACGUCACACCCUCUCCCACACCACCACCCAACCCAAAGCAGAUACAUCCCGCCCCUCCACGCCACACCCUCACCCACACCACCACCAAACCCCACCAGACACACGCCCCCCCCCCCCCCCUCCACCCACGUCACACCCUCUCUCACACCACCACCCAACCCCAAGCAGAUACACCCCGCCCCUCCACCCACGUCUCACCCUCUCCCACACCACCACCCAACCCCAAGCAGAUACACCCCGCCCCUCCACGCCCCACCGUCACCCACACCACCACCCCACCCCACCAGACACACCCCGCCCCCUCCAUCCACGUCACACCCUCUCCCACACCACUACCCAACCCAAAGCAGAUACAUCCCGCCCCUCCACGCCACACCCUCACCCACACCACAACCAAACCCCACCAGACACACCCCGCCCCCUCCACCCGCGUCACACCCUCUCCCACACCACCACCCAACCCAAGCAGACACACCCCGCCCCUUCCACCCACGUCACACCCUCUCCCACACCACCACCCAACCCCACCAGACACACCCCGCCCCCUCCACCCACGUCACACCCUCUCCCACACCACCACCCAACCCCACCAGACACACCCCGCCCCCUCCACCCACGUCACAUCCUCACCCACACCACCAACCAACCCCACCAGACACACCCCGCCACCACCACACGAUACCCUUUCCCACAUACUCCGCCCCGCCCAACCCCCUCCCACCCAUGCCCCGUCCUCACCCACACCACCAUCCUUCCUCACCAGACACACCCCGCCCCACCCCACCAACGCCCCGUCCUCACCCACACCACCUACAAGCCCCAGCAGACACAUCCCGCCCCACCCACGUCACACCCCCUCCCACACCACCAUCCUUCCCCACAAGACACUCCCCCGCCACACCCUUACCCACACCACCCCACCCCACCAGACACACCGCACCACCACCACGCGAUACCCUUUCCCACAUAACCCGCCCCGCUCCAACCCACCCACGCCCCGUCCUUACCCACCCCACCAUCCUUCCUCACCAGACACACCCCGCCACACCCUCACCCACACCACCACCCAACCCCAGCAGACACACACCCGCCCCCUCCACACAUGGCACACCAGACACACGUCACACCCUCUCCCACACCCCUCACAACCACAUCCUCACAUCCACCCCUGCGCCGAUACAAACAGAACCAACACCACAAUGAAUUUUUUUAACACGACAAGGUAG